AUGCCUUCCUUGACUAAUAUUCUGCUUCACAGCAUUGCCUAUAUGGCAGAAAAGUUCCCCGACAAAUGGAUGGAGAAGAUUCCCUAUUACCGCGCUAGAGAAGAAGAAAUGGAGGAGGAGGAGCGCGAAGCUCGUCGUCGUGCUCGCAAGGACAAGGAAAAGCGCAGACAUUCUCACUCACACAAACGCUCGGGCAGCCACCACAGAGCCCGCCAUUUCGACGACGAUGAGCAGUCCGACAGCUAUGACGAUGAGGAGUACGAUCGCCGUGAUCGCAGAAGACACCGCAGUCUCGAUGGACGUCGCCAGCAGCCAAAAGACAGAUCGACCUAUCGUAGAUCUUACAACCCCGCCGACUAUGUUCCUGUCGACAGAUACGGCUAUGCUGUUCAGCCUCCUGUCAAUGGUCGCACCGUCGUGAACGGCCCCAUGCCUGGUGCUACUCCUGCCACGACCUCUUUCACCAAUGGCUCUCGCCCUACAUCCACAUCUGGACCGAUCCCUGGCUACGUUCCUUACGCCCACGUCUACAACAAACCUGCUCAGUCACAGCACGCCCCUUACGGUCGUGACGCUCGCGACUCUCCUCGUAGCUCAUCGGACCGCUUUGAUCGCAAGGACUACCGCACCGAACCUCGUGGUGAAAGGUAUGAGUUCAUUUUCCGGCGAGGCUCAGAACCUGAGACUGACACGAUACUCAGAUACAACGACAGCCACGACUAUGAAAGCAGCGAUGAUGCCAAGUACCGCCGCCGCAGCAGUCGCUACGACUAG
Molecule: messenger RNA, 774 nt
Organism: Aureobasidium vineae
Lineage: Eukaryota; Fungi; Ascomycota; Dothideomycetes; Dothideales; Saccotheciaceae
Source: the annotation of a GenBank genome assembly